GGGAGGGGAAACCCCGUGCGCGCCGCGCCGCCAUCUUGGGCCCGGGCGGGGAUGGGGGCGCAGCGGAGCCGCCGGAGCUGAGCCCGAGGCAGCGGCGGCCGCAGGCGGGGACCCGCGGGGAGCCACAGCCGCACGGAGCCGCGCCGAGCCGGCCCACCUGGCCCACCUGCCGCCCCACAGCCUGAAGCCGAGCGCCUCAGCGCCCAGCGGGGGGGGGCUCCGCGGCCAGGUGAUGACUCCAAACAGUUGCAUGUUGUUCUGAUUUCUGAGACUGAGAACAGAACUCUCCUGGUUUUUGUGUAUACUGCCCCUAAGCUUAUCUGAUAUCUCUGGAACUUCGUUCCUCUGCUGCCAGGACAGACACGUGGUACAGGUUAGGCUCUUAUAGGAAGAGGAAACUAGGAUAAAUGAAGACAUACAAAUGGAUAAACAACCAUGGCUAAGAGAAUGGACAUCGGAGAAAGUGCUACUGAUGAGGGCAGUGCCACAAUGGCAACUGCACCUUACAACUAUUCCUACAUCUUUAAGUACAUCAUUAUUGGGGACAUGGGUGUAGGAAAGUCCUGUUUGCUUCAUCAAUUCACAGAAAAGAAAUUUAUGGCGGACUGCCCCCACACAAUUGGUGUUGAAUUUGGCACAAGAAUAAUUGAAGUUAGUGGCCAAAAAAUUAAACUACAGAUUUGGGAUACAGCAGGACAAGAGCGAUUCAGGGCUGUCACACGAAGCUACUACAGAGGAGCAGCAGGAGCUCUCAUGGUCUAUGACAUUACCAGAAGAAGUACGUAUAAUCACUUAAGCAGCUGGCUGACAGAUGCAAGGAAUCUCACCAAUCCAAAUACUGUGAUAAUCCUCAUAGGAAAUAAAGCAGAUCUGGAAGCACAGAGAGAUGUUACGUAUGAAGAAGCCAAACAAUUUGCUGAAGAAAAUGGUUUAUUGUUCCUUGAAGCAAGUGCAAAAACUGGAGAGAAUGUUGAAGACGCAUUCCUGGAGGCUGCCAAGAAAAUCUACCAGAAUAUCCAAGAUGGAAGCCUGGAUCUGAAUGCUGCAGAAUCGGGUGUACAGCACAAACCAUCGGCUCCGCAGGGGGGGCGACUAACCAGCGAACCCCAGCCCCAGAGAGAAGGCUGUGGCUGCUAGUGACCUCUGUUUCAUGGCUUCAUUUCUGACCUUUCACCUGUCUGUUGGGAGCAGUGCUUUUGAUUGCUUCCAUGUCUUCUGUACAUCUUAUUGGGUUUAAUUAAAACUGAAACAAGUUUAACACAAUACUAAACUGCUAAACAACUUUAGAUGUAAUCAGGUUAUCAAAGGCAAGUAGAGUAAUAAAACCUCUCCUGCAUGGUAAAUCUAGAAGUUUUUUUUCCUUGAUUGUCCUUGUGAUAGUGUCACAGAUAUGUAAUUUAAACUGAGCACUGAUGCUGGACUCAUGAUUUUACACUUUCGCAGGGCUUUGUCUUGUACGGUUUAAUUUUAUGGUUCUUCAGCCUUUCUUCCCCACCUCUAACUGUGUAGAGCUGUCCAUAGUAAAGGAUAAGUUUUUUGCUGUGAAAUGACUUCUGAUGGUAGAAAGGGGCUCUGUAACGAUGUGCUUGUUGAAAGAAUUCCCUGUGGUGUGCAUGUUGGGGGCAGGGGUGGGCUGGCACAGGAGUGUACAACUUGCACAGGGAAACAAACCAUUCAUUCUUGUGCUCAUAGCUUUACAUCAUUUUUUGCCACUUUUAUCCUCUACAUUUGUUAACAGAACGUAAAUAUGUAUAAAAUUUGAAGGAACUGAGCUAACAGUUAAAUACAUCCUGUGUAUAUGAUUUUAAUGAAGAAAAUGAUUACUGGCAUUAGAACAGUAUAUAAGAAAGUAUCAGUUUGUACAGUAUGACCUAUAUGUGGCCACAUGCCCCCUUAGUGCAGAUAUAGGUGUAACUGCAGUUCACUAACAUAGGCUUAACUCCUCGGUGUUGACAGUGGACAUUGUGCUGGGGGAACUCUAAUCCCACUGCAGAAAUUAACACUAGUGGAAUCUGUCGUUCAUCUUUGCACUGUGGUAUAUCUAUGCCAUUUUAUUAAUCCUGUUCUGUGCAAUCAGCAGUGUGCUAACCUGCUUUCUUCUGUAAGCAUUUUGCAUUAUUGGGCUUCAUUACCUGCCUUGCAUUGUAUACAAAGGCUGGUUCUCUUGCACACCUUAUGCUUUUAUACCUUUAACUUUUUCAAUGGUCAGAUACUGAACUGGACAGUCAAAACAACGUGCUCUCUGGGGAUUUUUAGCUACUGUUGUAUUUUAACAGUACUGUGUGAGGGUUCCUUCUAAGACUUGGGCUUCUUCAGAAGAGAGUACAUCCUUCAUCGGGUGACGCAACCUGUAAUACUUCUGUAAAGGGGAGAUGUCAAGUGGUGACUGUGCACAUGUGGAUUUUGUAGAACUGCAUGUGGGGUUUACUAUGUUGUCAGAAUUAAAUGUGUUGCUCUCGAUGCAGUACUGUAUUUCACAUGCAGCUUCACUUGGAAAACAUCAAAUACGGCUUCAAAAUGGAAGGGGGUAAGUGUUCAAAUGUCCAACCUCUAGUCUUACUGCAGUGUUUAAAAUACAAAGUAGUCUUAAAAUCUCUCUCUAGACACUAAAACUAUACAAUGUUCAGACUUGUAAGUCAACAGUGGUACCAGAGUAUUGUACAGUCAAUGUUAAAUAAAAGCCAAAACUGGAAUGUGCAAACAAUAGGAUUUGGGUAACUUGUGCACUGUCCCUUUGUUUUGUCUGGUAGUCUUUUUUUUUCUUAAACUAAUAUUCUUAAAUAGAUGGCUAUGUUCAAAUCUACAGCUAAAGUGUCCUGCUUAAACCAAGGUUGCACCACAAAGGGUUUGCCCAGGGACCAUGACCUGCUGCUGACAUGAAGUUUGGAAGUAAAUGUUCUAAUGACUACAGCUUGUUGAGGUGCAAUACCUGUAUUCCCAGAAAAAGUUACAGUAGGUCUUAUUGUUUCUGUCACAGAAAGGAUUUGUUUGGACUGCUGUACUCCUCAUUUGAUGUAACAAUGCUAUUAAUCUAAAUAUUUGUAAAUAAAGUACCUGUAUCUAGAUAAA
This is a messenger RNA of Oxyura jamaicensis (ruddy duck), 3069 nucleotides long. RefSeq names its product RAB14, member RAS oncogene family (gene RAB14). Gene Ontology annotation, cellular component: phagocytic vesicle; Golgi apparatus; recycling endosome. NCBI's taxonomy places the organism in Eukaryota, Metazoa, Chordata, Aves, Anseriformes, Anatidae. The coding region runs from base 436 to 1137 and encodes 233 amino acids. Gene Ontology annotation, molecular function: GTPase activity; GTP binding. The transcript is spliced from 9 exons. Gene Ontology annotation, biological process: Golgi to endosome transport; endocytic recycling; phagosome maturation. The record is from RefSeq and is a predicted model, not a curated record.